Spirodela intermedia is the source of this 2319-nucleotide messenger RNA. Lineage: Eukaryota; Viridiplantae; Streptophyta; Magnoliopsida; Alismatales; Araceae. The record is from the annotation of a GenBank genome assembly.
AUGAAACCCAGGGCUUCCAGAUGUUCUUCGGCACCACUACCAACGCCAUCGACGGUCACGUUCGUGGAGUUUAUCAAGAGAUUGGGGAGAAAGAACCCCGUGGAGCCGCCGGGAGCCGUCAGAAUCUUCUUCCUCUCCGUAAUCUUCCUCUCUUUCUUCCUCUAUCUGGUGUACUUCCUCAGCCCCGAGGGCUCAAGUGGCCCGGCUCUGCUUCGGGACCCUCCACGGCCGCAGCAGCUGCAGCAGCACGGGAGGAAGAAAGAGGGAGAGGACUGUGACUUGUUCCAGGGGAUGUGGGUAUGGGAUACGAACUACCCUUUGUACAAGCCCUCGGAGUGCACCUUCUUGGACGCCGGUUUCCUCUGCUCCAAGAACGGCCGCCCCGACCGCACCUACACAAAGUGGCGGUGGCAGCCCUCCAACUGUGACCUCCCCAGGUUCUCUUUCUCUUCUCGCUCUCCCUCCCUCUCCCUCUCUCUCUCUCUCUCUCUCUCCUCUGUCCUCGCUCUCGGUCUCUCUCUUGCUCGCGCUCCCUCUCUCUCUCUCUCCCUCUCUCUCCUCUCUCUCUCCUCUCUCUCUCUCUCUCUCUCUCUCUCUCUCUCUCAGGUACGUAUACCUCCAUAAUGGGUUUCCUACACAUUCUGCGAUUGAUUCUCUCCGAACCCUCUACGCAUCCCCCUCCUCCAAGUCGUCUUCUUACUUCGGUUAUUCCUUCUGUUUCUGCGUCAUCUGUUGGGCUCUCAAGGUUCGACGCAAGGGAGAUGCUAGAGAGGCUCCGUCACCGGCGCCUUGUGUUUGUGGGCGACUCUAUCGGGAGAAACCAGUGGGAGUCCCUCCUUUGCAUGCUCUCCGCUGCCGUCCCCGACAAGAACUCCAUCUACGAACUCCGGGGCAACCCCAUCACCAAGCACACCGGCUUUCUUGCGUUUAACUUCAGCGGCUUCAAUUGCACCAUCGAGUACCACAGAGCGCCAUUCCUCGUGCCGCAGGCUCGCCCUCCUCCGGGCUCGCCGAAGAAGGUGAAGACCACGCUCAGGCUGGACGCCGUGGAUUGGUCUUCUUCCCGAUGGAAGAACGCCGACGUGCUGAUCUUCAACACCGGGCACUGGUGGAACCAAGAGAAAACCAUCGGAAGGUGAUCCGAUCCCUCCCCCGCUACUUCUCUAUGUGUCCUGCUGAUUGGUAUUUGAGGACUGAGGCGGCCCGGUUCUUCCUUUUUUAUUUAUUUUUAUUUUACAGUGGGUGCUACUUCCAGGUGGGCAACCAGGUCGACCUGGAGAUGACCGUGGAAGCCGCUUAUCGGAAGUCGAUCGCGACGCUGUUCGACUGGAUGCGAAGGGCGGUGAAUAUGAGCAAGACACAAGUAGUUUAUCGCACGUAUUCACCGGUGCAUUUCAGGUAUGCCGACCAGAUUUUACACGAACCAGUUAAAUACUCAACCCACUGAACUAGAUUUGAUGUUCGUCUCUAUCAAAAUCGUUGGGCAGCAAAGAAGGAAAUAAUUGAUGAUCAUCCUGCGAUAAAUAAUUUUCCAUUAGUUUUACCUUUUUGCGUUAUAUGUAUGCUCAUCUCCUAUGAUAAAUAAUUUAUAUAAACCCGGGUUUGAGUUUUGAGUUUCACGGACCAAGGAACACAUUAGUAUUGUUAAAAGAAAAUAAAAAUUAUAUUCAAAUCAUUCUCUUCCAGUAGAUUACGAGGACCUGCCAUCAGGUAAAUACUUAGGAAAAUUAUGUUUCUAUGGCAAAUAUUUUUCUGUAGGUCGAUUUCUUAGAAACCCAAGUAGCAUAAUCAUGACGUAGCUAAUUUUCUGGAAAUUUGCUUCAACAUUCCCAACUUCCUGAAUAAACGACUGUGAAGCAUUUUUCAUCCUAUAAAGCAUCAAUAUCUAUCUAAACAUGUACUAAUCUCAGAGUAACAUUGAUUUUUUUCAGUGGUGGAGGAUGGAGGAAGGGAGGGAGCUGCCAUCAAGAAACGCUUCCCGAUUUCAGUGCUCCACCAGCAACAUCAGAGCCAUGGCUUCUGCAGGGCGUUGGGGAGGUGAUUUCGGAGAGGAUCCUCAGCGGAUCGCCAGCAAAGUUGAGCGUACUGAACAUUACGGAGAUGACUGCCCAGAGAAAGGAUGGUCAUCCUUCAAUAUACUAUCUUGGUCCCACGAACUCUUCACCAACCCACAGACAGGACUGCAGCCACUGGUGCCUCCCCGGUGUGCCGGACACAUGGAAUGAGCUACUCUACGCCCUUUCCCUGAGAUGGGAUUUUGUAAGCCCCCAGAAGAAGAAAGCGACCCCAUUGGCGUUUGGAGGCUUGAGAGUGGAUUAG